This is a messenger RNA of Nanorana parkeri, 992 nucleotides long. It is a transcript of the gene RIMS4, whose product is annotated as regulating synaptic membrane exocytosis 4. The transcript is spliced from 6 exons. The record is from RefSeq and is a predicted model, not a curated record. Gene Ontology annotation, cellular component: presynaptic membrane; cytoskeleton of presynaptic active zone. Gene Ontology annotation, molecular function: small GTPase binding; transmembrane transporter binding. Gene Ontology annotation, biological process: calcium ion-regulated exocytosis of neurotransmitter; positive regulation of synaptic transmission; regulation of membrane potential. Bases 177 to 992 code for a protein of 271 amino acids. Lineage: Eukaryota; Metazoa; Chordata; Amphibia; Anura; Dicroglossidae.
UGGGGGACUGCUGUGUUGAGGGACACUUGUUGGGGUGCAGCAGGUGAUCGAGGCUUUUUUUUUUCCCCUACCCGGGACCCGCAAAAGCAGCCAAGACGCCUCGUGCGGUGCUCCGAGUGAAAAAUGGGGCGUCCAAGCUCCCGAAGCCCCCCACCGACCCGGGGAGCGCCCCGGGCAUGUUCAUGGAGAGGUCACAGAGCCGGCUUAGCCUGUCUGCAUCGUUCGAGGCUCUGGCUAUCUAUUUUCCCUGCAUGAACUCUUUCGAUGAAGAAGAUGGGGAAGAUGGACGCAAGCUUAAAGGUGCUAUUCAGCGAAGUACGGAGACUGGGCUUGCUGUUGAGAUGCCAAGUCGGACUGUACGUCAAGCAAGCCAUGAAUCCAUAGAAGAUAGUAUGAACAGCUACGGAUCUGAAGGAAACGUCAACUACAGUGGAAUGUGCGUGGCAUCUGAUGGUCAGUUUGGUGAUUUCCUUUCUGGCAUGGGCCCAGCUCAGUUUGUUGGCCGGCAGACACUAGCGACCACAUCAAUGGGGGAUGUUGAAGUUGGACUGUUGGAAAGAAAUGGACAACUUGAAGUAGAAAUCAUUCAAGCGCGAGGUCUAACGGCUAAGGCUGGUUCUAAGACACCACCAGCUGCUUACAUAAAAGUUUAUCUACUAGAGAAUGGUCUGUGCAUCGCUAAGAAGAAAACAAAGAUUGCUCGAAAAUCAUUAGAUCCUUUGUACAAUCAAGUGCUUGUAUUUUCAGAGAGUCCUCAAGGGAAAGUAUUACAGGUAAUGGUUUGGGGAAAUUAUGGAAGGAUGGAGCGGAAGCAUUUUAUGGGAGUUGCAAGAAUACUUCUGGAAGAGUUGGAUUUAUCAAGCAUGGUUAUCGGCUGGUACAAGUUAUUCCCGACCUCUUCAAUGGUUGAUCCAUCAACAGGUCCACUUCUCCGUCAAGCUUCACAACUUUCUUUGGAAAGCACUGUGGGACCAUGCUGUGAGAGAUCUUAA